CUUGCAAAACAGGUCAUUUCUUAAAUCCUUCAUAAAUCCUGUCGACUACUGUCUACUUACCGAUAUGAGCAAAUACACAUAAAAACUACACAUAGAAACAUCGGAAAUCAUUUUGGCAGACGAUCACUUUUGGCACAACAGAUCGCGGUCGUUUUGAAACUAGCCCGGAUACCCCGGCGUGUACUGAGGCGUAUUUGGUGCACGCUAAAACAAAUUACCCCCUGUAAUCACUAAUCAUUUCUAAACGAAGAGUCCUCGUUUUCUGCAUUUCGUGCUGUGCUAACGCCGGUACACAGUGUUGGUUUUUGUGUAUUCGCUGUAUAGGAGCUGCUCUUUGUGCGCUCAGCGUGGAAUCAGUGUUGCACUUAAGCCAGGAUGAGCGAAACGACAGAGAAGGACCUUUAUGCUGUCCUGGGAGCAAGUCCGUCAGACCCAGUCCAGGAGCUCAGACGCCGGUACCAGCAGCUGGCCUUACAGUACCACCCAGAUCGUCUUGGAAAUGAGUGUUCUUCGGAAGCAGAGUCAGGUGUGAAGAAGUUUCUAGAAGUAGAUGCUGCAUGGAGGCUCCUUAGUGACCAAAGCACUAGGAGACAGUAUGAUUUGCAGAGGAGAGCACGGGAACUGAAACAGGAUUGGCCAGUAGAUUCUACAGUCUGCCUGGAUGACAUGACCUGGGAUGAGGAUGACUGUGUUUAUACGCACUCCUGCCGCUGUGGAGGACGAUUCAGCAUCACUGAGGAGGAGCUCGAAGAGGAGACGCAGAGGAAGCAGGAAGAUGUUGGUGAAAAGGAAAAAGAAGAAGAACAACACAGAGAAGCAGUUGUUUGCUGUGAUACGUGUUCCCUCAGUGUUUACGUGAUAAAGGACGUCAAAUCUUAAAAUGCCAAAAAUGUUAAUAAUAGUUUUUCAUAAUUUUCAUUGUAUCGUUAACAUUUUCCUUCUUGGAGGAGCGCACCAAUUCAAGAAAGCAUAGUGUGGGCUGGUGGGAAUGGAUGCUGGGAGUUCCUGAGAUUUACAAUAAGGUGUUUGUUUUUGGGCAAUGACAAUUUUUGUUGUUCACAAGAACAAGUCAGUUAUGGAAUGAAUACUGCUUCAAGCUCAGACCCUCCACUCUCAAAAGUACUGCUUUAUCCACAAGCGUUUCUUAUACAGUCACCUGUUUUCAGUGGCUCAAAUGUAAUUGGACAAAUAGACACUAAAGUCAACACCCUACAAUGUUGUAGCAAGAAGCACAACAAUCAGAUGAUUCCCAAUAAGCAGCAUUUGGCACACACUCUGACAGAAGCAGGCUCAUGGAGGGGCACUCUGCUGCAGUGACCGGUUGGUGAUUGAGGGAAAGAGAAGAGGGAAAAGAGGCUGCAGCCUAAAAAUGUAUAAUAUAUAACAAAUUAUCAUUAUUAUUAUCUGUUGGGUAGAUUUGUUUGCAAUGUUUUGUUAAUUUGUUUUUGUGUUAAAUAAAAGUAAAAGUAAGAAUGCCUGCUUUCAUAAUAGAACAAAUACAUAAAAUCUAGCAAGUAAAAGGCUUCUCAUAUAGGGAACACUGAAUCAGAAGGAUUAUCUUACAAAACAUUCAUAUAUGCCAAGUAAGGCUAAAAUAUAUGAGGCUGCACACACACAGUUGUUUUAAUGCUGCUGAAAAAACUGUUUUUA
Messenger RNA from Archocentrus centrarchus (flier cichlid), 1650 nucleotides. It is a transcript of the gene dnajc24, whose product is annotated as DnaJ (Hsp40) homolog, subfamily C, member 24. The transcript has 5 exons. The coding region runs from base 376 to 879 and encodes 167 amino acids. The record is from RefSeq and is a predicted model, not a curated record. Gene Ontology annotation, biological process: positive regulation of ATP-dependent activity. Gene Ontology annotation, molecular function: ATPase activator activity; ferrous iron binding. NCBI's taxonomy places the organism in Eukaryota, Metazoa, Chordata, Actinopteri, Cichliformes, Cichlidae.